GAUAGAUAGUUUUGGUCUGGUUUGAUGUAGUUAUUAUAUCUAAAUAAAUGUGUCUUAAUGUUUUGUGUUUUUGACAGCUUGACAUUUAUGGCAACAAACCUACUGGUGAAGGCUGUAACCAACAUAGACAUUACUUUCCCAGUAGGGAGCAAGGAACCUGUGAACAAUAGUCCAAUUUCUAAGCAAAAUAAUAGAAAAGGUGCUACUAAGGCAUCCAGAGACACAAAGAAGCGGAAGAAGUCAAAGAAGGUUUCUGCUUCAGAAGAUGAAGAGGACGAUGAGAGUAGUGACGUGGCAAGUGACAGUAGUGAAGAACAGUCCAAUGGGCAGGCUGAGAAGAAGAGGCAGCGCGGCAGGGGUCGAGGUAAAGGCCCUAAAAAAAUGCUACGGGGAAAAGGUAGUCGGCGUGGGAGGGGUCGCCCACCUUCUUCUGGUAAAAACGUGCAAUCCACUUCGGGGAAAACCGGUGAGAGAGGACGGCCCCGGAAGUCAUAAGUUUUAUAUAUCCCCAUUAAAAUGGGAAAUUUUGUUCUCUCCUUGCAGAGAAGGAAGUGUACUUUUUUCCAUACGUCUGCUGUUGUAUUUGCAUUAUCAAAACUGAAUUGUUUUCAGGUACUGAUCUUCAGCCCCCCAAAACGUUGCUUUCUUGAUGAAAACAUUCAUGAAGCUACAUUUGAAUUGUCAGUAAAAUUGAGGCUAUUCUUUUCUACUCUUUUUCUCUGGUUUAAGAGACAUGAGGGGACCGUAUUUUUGGGAAAGUUGAUAGAGGUAAACGUGAAGUGAUGAAUUAUCGAGCUGGUGCAAGUUACCGAUGAAGGGAAGACCCUGCGGACCUGGUGGAAGGAGAUUGGUAUUGCCGCCAUUGACUCUCUGUUUGUGGAGGAGAAAGAAGGUGAAGAGGGGGAGGGCUACGAGGAAGAAGAGGAGCAGCAUGUUUGGUCUAGCUGGAGCAGAAAAUCGUGAAAGAAAAAAACAAGAGGACU
Messenger RNA from Rubroshorea leprosula, 983 nucleotides. Lineage: Eukaryota; Viridiplantae; Streptophyta; Magnoliopsida; Malvales; Dipterocarpaceae. The record is from the annotation of a GenBank genome assembly.